Molecule: messenger RNA, 1251 nt
Organism: Rubroshorea leprosula
Lineage: Eukaryota; Viridiplantae; Streptophyta; Magnoliopsida; Malvales; Dipterocarpaceae
Source: the annotation of a GenBank genome assembly
CCUAUAUUUUUUGGUUUAUGUUGAUGAUAUUAUUGUGACCGGCAGCAACCCGAAGUUAGUUGAUUCGUUAAUCAAGUUGAUGGGGAACACCUUCUCUAUUAAAGAUCUUGGUGCUCUUAAUUAUUUCUUGGGUGUUAAUGCCAUUUUCACUCCUGCAGGCCUUUUUCUUUCACAGGCUCAGUACAUUCGUGAUUUAUUGGAUAAAUUUGGUAUGGCUGAGGCUAAACCGAUUUCCUCCCCCAUGGCUACUGCUGCUCUUCAGUUGCACCAAGGUCUCAAACUUUCAGAUCCUUCUUCGUAUCGGAGUCUAGUGGGCUCUUUGCAAUAUCUUAAUCUCACUCGGCCGGAUAUUACCUUUGCUGUCAAUCGUCUUUCCCAGUUCCUUCAUGCACCAUCUGAUGUGCAUAUGCAGGCUGCCAAGCGUAUCUUACGUUAUCUCAAAGGGUCUGUCUUUCAUGGACUUCUACUUCGCCGGCAACCUCUGUCUCCUCUUCAUGCCUUUUCUGAUUCUGAUUGGGCCGGUGACAAGGAUACCCUUCAGUCUACCACUGGCUUCAUUGUGUUCUUGGGCAGCACUCCAAUUUCUUGGAAGGCUUGUAAACAAAAGGCUGUUGCUCGUAGUUCAACUAAGGCAGAGUAUCGUGCGUUAGCUGCUGCUUCCUCUGAGGUCAUUUGGGUCUGUAAUAUUCUCCGCGAACUGGGUCAUCCUGUCUCUUCUCCGCCUGCCAUAUACUGUGACAAUAUUGGUGCUACUCAUCUUAGCAGCAAUCCCGUAAUGCAUACUCGCAUGAAGCACAUUGCCAUUGAUCUUCAUUUUGUGCGUGAAUUAGUGGAUCGAAAGCUGUUGCGGGUCAGUCACAUCUCCACUAUUGACCAGCUUGCCGAUGGGCUGACAAAACCUUUAUCUUCAGCUCGCUUCUCUCAACUGAAAUCCAAGAUUGGAGUUACUGAUGGUAGCUCCAUCUUGCGGGGGCGUAUCACGGCAACAAAUCCGGUCAUCAAUUCCAGCAAUCCUCGCUCGUGAAUUACGGCAACACAAUCCCCGCUCGUGAAUGACAGCAACAAGACUCAAUCUUGGCAACUAUGUAUUCUGCAUUAUAGCAGCAUAUCAGUUACAAAUUAUAGCAGCAUAUCAGUUACUGUUUUAAAUCAUAUAUACUCCAUUAUUGUAUAUAUCUUUAGUUUCCUUGUGUAACUACAAACACUUGUAUAUAUUUGAUUCAGCUUUAUGAAUACAAAUCAUUGGUUUCC